Messenger RNA from Myzus persicae (green peach aphid), 1814 nucleotides. Its product is annotated as prolyl 4-hydroxylase subunit alpha-1-like. The record is from RefSeq and is a predicted model, not a curated record. NCBI's taxonomy places the organism in Eukaryota, Metazoa, Arthropoda, Insecta, Hemiptera, Aphididae. The coding region runs from base 78 to 1625 and encodes 515 amino acids. Gene Ontology annotation, biological process: peptidyl-proline hydroxylation to 4-hydroxy-L-proline. Gene Ontology annotation, cellular component: endoplasmic reticulum. The transcript has 10 exons. Gene Ontology annotation, molecular function: iron ion binding; L-ascorbic acid binding; procollagen-proline 4-dioxygenase activity.
UUAUUUAACGCACCUCCGAGUUUUAUAAUAUACAUUUAUACUUAAAAUAUAGAGUGAACACAUGCAACAAAAAAAAUAUGUUAAGAUAUUUAGUGUUUUUCAUUUUCACAUGCCCUCUUGCAAAUGGAAUAAAUUGGCAUUCGUCGCAAAUAAUAUUAAGGCAUCUCUAUAACCUACAAGAUGAACAGUUUGCCUUGGUCAAAAAAUAUUUGGAACUGGAAACAGAGAGAUUACAUGAAUUGGAGAGUCUUAUAAUUCCAAUUUUUGAUUGGUACAUAGAUUAUGCAUAUAUGAAACGUACCUUAAUACUUAGUCAAGUCGAUAGUUUGAAAUUGAUGUCACGGGUGUACAAUAACUUAUCAAAAAUAAAGAGAUUGAUGAAUAAUACAAUUUCAGUGAAUGUCAUUAAACAAUUUGACGAGCAGCAAGAAAUUAGCGAAUUUAAUGUGAAAUCAGCUUAUCGAUCUCUAAGAAGGAUUCAAAAAGUGUACUUGAUUCCUGCGUCCGACAUGGCUGCUGGUAGAUAUAAGGAUCGGAUCAUCGGAGACCCAAUGGACGCUUGCGAAUGUUAUAUAAUGUCUAAAUAUAGUUUCGAAGAAUAUGACACUUACAGUGUAAUAGAUUGGGCUGUUCAAGCUUAUAAUAAAUGGUUGAUCGAUCGUCCAAAAUGUGUAGAUAUAGACAGAUUGAAUUAUUAUACAAGAUCAGCAUCAAUGGCCACAGGAUUUAGUUUAGAAACUCUAUCGGAUUUUAGUAAUCUGAAUCUUUCAGAAAACACUAAGCAUUCUGCAUAUUUUUCUCUAAUGGCAAAGGCAUUAAACAUUCGCGAUAUCAGUGCACAAUCUGCAGAUAUAUAUGACACAUAUGAUGAUUAUGAACAAUUCAAUCUAGUAAGACGUUUCCACAAUUUAUGCAGGACAGGCAAAUCUGUGCGACCCUUAACGUGUGAUUCUAAAUGCCGUUAUCAAACAAAAAAUUCUCCGUAUAGAAUGUUAAUGCCUUUCAAAGAAGAAGAUAUCAGCAGCGAUCCGAACGUAAAACUCUAUCAUGACAUUAUCUACGACGAAGAGAUUAAAACGAUUACUGAUAUGGCUUCGAAUGAUUUGUCCGACGCAGCAUAUUACUUAGACGGUAAGGUUACUUUGUUUGACGACCGACGCCUGGGUCAGCUGAAAUGGUUUUUGGAAAAUUCGAACCCGAAGCUGUUUGGUAAGCUUAACGAACGUAUUGAAUGCAUCACUGAGUAUUCCACCAAGACGGCCGAAGGAUUUCAAACGGUAAAUUACGGCUUAGGUGGUCAUUUCACUGUGCACUUGGAUGCAUUUAUAGAUGGCCCUAAGUUGAACGGUAACAGAUUGGUCACCACACUAUUCUAUAUGACUGACGUCCCAGAUGAUGGGUAUACUGUAUUUCCAAAUUUAAACUAUGUUGCACAUUGUCGUAAAGGAACGGCUUUAGUUUUUACAAACUUAUAUUUGAAUAAUGGUUCUGUAAAUAGUGGCACUUAUCAUGGAGGUUGUCCUGUGAUAAAAGGAAAUAAAUGGAUUAUGACAAAGGUAGUAUUCGAAGAAGGACAACCGUUAACAUACAAUUGGCGAGAUAAUAAAAUAAUAAACGUAGUUUAGAAAUAUUGUUUAUUUUGUUAAGUAUAUAUUUAGUUUAACUGGAAUAACAAAUAUAUUGGGUACAUGUAGGUACUUAUUAUUCAUACAUACUGUAAAUUAAAUUUAUACACCUAUACCUGUGUACUUUUACUAAUUUCAUAAUGUCGUCUAAGUAAUUUAAAGUAUAGAAAUAAAUUUAAUUACUAAACA